Molecule: messenger RNA, 2033 nt
Organism: Copidosoma floridanum
Lineage: Eukaryota; Metazoa; Arthropoda; Insecta; Hymenoptera; Encyrtidae
Product: nuclear RNA export factor 1
Biological process (GO): poly(A)+ mRNA export from nucleus
Cellular component (GO): nucleus
Molecular function (GO): RNA binding; protein binding
Source: RefSeq, a predicted model, not a curated record
CUGACUGCUGAGUGUGCUCUAUAUUUUUGUUGUGUGUACAACUUGACACAAUCGUGUGACUGCCAGUGGGCCUCGUCCUCUGCGAUUUUUGUUGUAUUUUUAGUGAUCGUAUUAUUAAAAGUGCAAUUUGUAAAAUUUCGCUUUUUACCAUAGCAAUAUUAGAGAAAAAGGGAUAGUUAAAUGUUUAUCUGUAUGAUUUAACACAUUACGUAAAUCUAACCUAUUAUUGGUAAGUUGUUUUUGAUCAUUUUCCAUGAUGUUUACUUAUAUUUUUUAUUGACUUACUUAUGAAAUGCAGUACAAAAAAAAAAAAAUAAAAAAAAGCCAUGGCAGCCGAUACAACUGCGGUCAGCAAAUUUUUAGUCCCUGUAAGGUUGACGCACCAAGAUCCAAUAUUUUCAAAAAGUGAAAUGAAAGCAGCAAAUCAGAUAGACGUGUGGCACAAAUUUAUUUUAUUUAAUAUUGAUAAGGCAGACAAAAACAUGGUACUUGAUGCUUUGAUUGAAGCUUGUGUGCCAUUAAUUUUUUUUCCUGUCAUGUACCAAAUGGAAGCCAAAGACAAAGCUACCUUUUUGACCAUGUGUAAGUCUAACACCAUUCAAAAGCUUGUAAAUAACAAAAUGCAAGUAAGACUAAAAAGUGGAAAAACUAUUCAGUACGACAUUGUACUGUCUUUUCUUUCGUACAAAGAUAUGCCAAUGAAUGCUCAACAAAUCAUUUCUAGUGCUAUUAGAAUACGCUACAAUAAAGAAAUGAAUUUAAGAAAGAUAUUGAAUCUUACGAAUUUUAUCAAUGACAAGAUGUUGAGCUCUGUGUACUGCCCGAUUCAUAUACCAGCGAUAUUUGAUAGUAUCUUACGUUUUUCGAAGGCUGCUUUGGCACCUUCUUCCAUGAGAGAUACUAAGCUCAAUGUAAGAGAUUUUAUUUUGCGAGCCAACAAUAUGGAAAAUUUAUGUUUCAGCGAGAAAGUUUUCAACUUUCAUUUCACCAAGUUGGAUGUCCGUGACAAUAAGUUGAACGAUAUAAAUUUAUUAAAGCCAUUCAGUGAAUAUAAAAUAACAGAACUGUGGCUCGAUGGGAACCCUUUUUGCACAAGUUAUGAAACAGCCAAGGAUUAUGUGAAUGCAGCAAAGACCAUCUUUCCACACUUGCAAAUCUUAGAUGGACAUGUGAUUGGAAAUGAAGAUAAAAUGAUACCAGUAUAUCAUAGGCACUUUAUCGCUGACAAGUUUAAACUGAAUUUGAUCAAACAAUUCUUGGAACACUUUUUUACUUGCUACGAUCAAGAUGACAGAAUAAUUUUGAAUGGGCUCUAUGAUACUGGAGCAAUAUUUUCAAUGACGGUCGGCCAGAUCAUGGACAAUUCACACAAAAAUAUCAUCAAAUCUUUUGCAAUGAACAGAAAUUUACUAAAAUUCGUGGACUACGCAAAAUGCAAUGAAUUUUUGUUAUAUGGACCAGAGAAUAUUAUAUCCGCUUUAAGACGUGAACCUCCCACCCUUCACAAACUAAAAUACAUAGAUAUUGAUUUACUCUUUAGUACAAAUAACUCUUUUGCCAUAUCGGUACAAGGUCCAUUCCUCUACAGGAAACACAGUGCAACACCUAUGUGGUUUGAAAGAACAUUAAUUGUCGUAGCUAAAGAAGACAAUGAAUUUUGCAUUAUCAAUGAUCAAUAUCAUAUAGACAAUUGUCCAGAAAAUUUAAACUAUCCAGAUUUGGCAGAGUUAAAAUUUAUAACUGAUAAACCAGUACCUGUAUUUCAUCCCACGAUGUUUAGCGCCGCUGAAAAAAAACAACUAUUACAAUUGGUACAAGAUUUAACAUGUAUGAACGUCGAGCAUGCGAGUAAACUUUUGUGUGAAGCCAAUUGGGAUAUUCGUCAGGCAAUUAAGACUUUUAUGUCCAACUAUGUUAAUAAUAAAAUUUCUACCGAAGCUUUUAAAUGAUAAUUUUUUUGCGAUUAGUCUAGUAAUUGUACAUAAUUACAUGUAAGUUUUCCAAUUUUUUUUACUUACAAUAAAAUUAAACAU